AUGUCUUCUUCAGUCGCGCAAUUUGCUUCUUCAGUCGAUCUCGUCUACGAGGUCGCAAACCAAGUAACGAAUCGACAAUCCCUACGGAAUUGCUGCUUGGUGAGCAAGAAUUUCAAUACCUCGUUCACGCCUUUACUGUAUUCGGAAGUCUGGUUUCGCCCAAAUAAUAGACGGUUUCUCCUCGAAGACCUGCCACUACUGUUGAAUCACCAAGCACUUCAAUUUGUCCGGGCCCUUGACGUAGCGGUCGAGAUAUUACCUGACGACCCAUGGUCGUGGGAUGGCACAAGCGAGCAGAUAGAAGUCCGUAGAUUGUGCAAUGAGGGAGUGCAAUCUCUUCUUUACAAAAUGCCGAUGUUGCAGAUAUUUCGUUGGGCUGAGAUGCCUCCAUUAACAACUACGGUUUCGGCUCUCCAAGUACAAUGCCCUAACAUUCACUCGGUGGUGAUUCAUUACCACAAUCACGUUGAGGGGUGCGGGUUAGGACACUUUGAAGAUCUUCUUGAAGAGGGUGAAGACCCCAAACGGCCUUUAAAAUACAGAGACGCACAAAACCUGUUUACGAUACCAAGUUUGUCAUAUUUCGCGAACUUGACUAGGCUAGAAAUCUUACGCCUCCAUAGUGAUCUCAACAAGGCCAGAAGAGGUGUUUUGCAAAUCCUUCUCAAGUUACCUCAUUUGGAGUCGAUGUCCUUGUCGAUUUGCGCCGAUGCCAUCAAUCGUCUAGAAGCAGACCGAAGCACAGAUCACAUCCUCUUUUUGGUAUCUCUAAUCGAAGACUUCGUCCAAGCGGGUGGGAAACCGCUCCGUCUAAAGAAAUUAAUACUCGGUCUCGGUGUUGCCCUUUGGAGAAAAGGACACUCUCUCCGCGCAUUGGUUGAUCUCACAUACCUAGAUGAAGUUAUGUGGAAAAUCGGAUUUGGAUCUUUGAUCUUGAUGAUGACUUUGUUAUAG
Glarea lozoyensis ATCC 20868 is the source of this 954-nucleotide messenger RNA. RefSeq lists its product as uncharacterized. Bases 1 to 954 code for a protein of 317 amino acids. The record is from RefSeq and is a predicted model, not a curated record. Lineage: Eukaryota; Fungi; Ascomycota; Leotiomycetes; Helotiales; Helotiaceae. The transcript has 2 exons.